Messenger RNA from Nematostella vectensis (starlet sea anemone), 1038 nucleotides. RefSeq lists its product as uncharacterized. Lineage: Eukaryota; Metazoa; Cnidaria; Anthozoa; Actiniaria; Edwardsiidae. Bases 1 to 1038 code for a protein of 345 amino acids. The record is from RefSeq and is a predicted model, not a curated record. The transcript has a single exon. Gene Ontology annotation, biological process: DNA integration. Gene Ontology annotation, molecular function: nucleic acid binding.
AUGGCGAUGGAAAUCGAGAACAAGGUCUCAAAGUGUUACACAUGUAGUUUACAUCAAAGAAAGCAAGCAAAGGAGCCGAUGAUUCCUCACGAACCACCUACAAGGCCAUGGGCCAAUAUAGGGACGGAUCAUUUUGAAUUGCAUAACAUACACUACAUAUGCACUGUGGAUUACUAUUCUAAGUGGAUUGAAGUAGAAGAACUUGAUCAUCUAGACAGCAGGAGCACAGUUAAAGUUCUCAAAGACCAGUUUUCUAAGUACGGGAUUCCUGAUGAAGUCAUCAGUGAUAAUAGACCCCAAUAUGCAUGUAAGGAAUUUGCAGAUUUUGCGAAGGACUAUGAAUUUUUACAUACCACUUCCAGCCCAACAUAUGCCCAGUCGAACGGGCAAAUAGAGAGAACCAUACAAACAGUCAAGAACAUUCUAGAGAAAUCAGAUCACGAGGAUCCAUAUAAGGGUCUAUUGAAUUACAGAAAUACACCACUUGAUGGAAUCAACAAAUCACCUGCACAGUUAAUGAUGGGGCGUAGACUGAAAACAAGUCUUCCAGCUACCGCUGACCUACUCAAACCACCUAGACAAGAAGAAAUUACAGAGAAACUAAAAAAAAUAAAGGAGAAGCAAAAGGAUUAUUAUGAUCAAAAGUGUUGCUCAGAACUCAAAUUAUUACAACAAGGAGACCAAGUCAGAGUUCAACUUGGAAAUGAAUGGAAACCAGCUGUUGUAGUGAAGAAACACACAACACCUCGAUCUUAUAUUAUACAGACGGAGCUAGGUAGAAAAUACAGGAGAAAUAGGAGAGACUUAAUUCUCACAAAAGCACCAAUGAGUGACUCCAAUGCUGAAACUGCAAGAAUUCCCAAUGAAUUUUACCAGGCCAAAGUACUGGCACAGAGACCGGAGACACUUCAGAGACACUCCGAAGCAACCAAGGAAUCAAGUCCAGUAAACAAAGAGCAACCUCAUGAAUGCAGAUACACCAAAUACAAAGACAAGACAAGACAGCCCUGUGGACCUGACUCCCCAAGAACCAGCUAA